Colletotrichum spaethianum is the source of this 1263-nucleotide messenger RNA. RefSeq lists its product as uncharacterized. The coding region runs from base 1 to 1263 and encodes 420 amino acids. The transcript has a single exon. The record is from RefSeq and is a predicted model, not a curated record. Lineage: Eukaryota; Fungi; Ascomycota; Sordariomycetes; Glomerellales; Glomerellaceae.
AUGGGGCGCCCUCACCGCCGAGGAACUGAUAUCGAGCAGGACCCCUAUGAGUCCUAUGGACGACCUUACGAGCCUGCCGCCGAACAUUACGACCAAUAUCCUCCUCGCGGCCGCAGCCCCGGUAUCCGGCGUCGUAACAGAUCAGAGUCCGCCGCCGCUGCCGCUGCCUACAACGACUUUCAACGCGACCCCGACCCCAGGGAUCAUCGCGACAGCCGUGGGCAUCGUAAAGACACAGAUAUAGACGCCUACGCCGCCCAGUCUGAGCCGAGGCAGGAUCGCAAAAGCCACAAGAAUCACUACUACGAUGAAGAUGAAGCCUUCCCCAGCCGCGCUCUGAGCCACGGUCGCUCUGUCCGUGAAAAUCCAAAUGCCGGUCCCUACCGUGCUGCCGACGACAACCGAUAUGAUUUUGAUGCUUACGCGCCGGCCUCUCGUCACGGCCGCGAGCGACAACAUGCCUACCACCCACCCCGGACAAGCGAUACGAGGCGCACGAAGUAUUCAGACUUUGAGGCAGAUCCUCGUCAGACUGAAAAGCGUCGCUCCCGCUACGCCGACUACGAAGACGCAGACCCCCGUGUCGCUGAACCACGACACUCCCGAUACCAACAGUACGAUGCUGAUUCGCGUGAGAGUGACAGGCGACGUUCUCGCAACGCCGACUAUGAGAGAGUCCCUCGCGGUGGUGGGGAGUCAAACCGCGGCCGCUACGCCGACUACGAGGCUGAUCCCCGUCCACCGCAGAGGGCUCAUGCUUCCCAGGGCCGCGGUCGCUUCAGAAAUGAUUCGCCCGACAGGUAUGCUCAGCCUGGCGGCAAGCAGCGCUCUUCCAGAGGUCGGUCGAUGCCCAGAAAAGGAGCGAUAGGGGGUGGUGCCGUUGGGGGCCCUCGCCCUCGAGCCAAAUCAGCCGUUGGUUAUGCCGCCCUCGGCGAAGCCGCCCAGACAGCUUUUAGGGUUGGCAGUCAAGCGGCUCUGCAGAUGCGGAGCGAGCCUGGCCCCUGGAUCGGCGAGAAAGGUACACGGGUGGCCACGGCUGCUCUGGGCGCCGCCCUCGUUGAUACCUUCGUCGGCCACAAAGCUACCGGCAUGAAGGGCGGCAUGCGCCAUCAGGCGCUUCGUCAAGCAUGUGAAAUGGGCAUCCGCAACUUUGUCAUACAACCUACUGUCAAUACGGCGACCCGUCGCAGUGGCAGCGGCGGCGGUGGUGGUGGCGGCGGCGGCGGCGGGGGUCACAGUAGUGGCGGUCGUAGACGACACUGA